CAGGAAGUGAGUCGAGUGGGAUGGGGGCAAGACAAUUGGUAGAAAAGGGGCACAAACACGCCCGUCCUGUAACUACAAUAAAGUGAACGGAUGCCAGCAUCACAAAAACCAGCCGCAUACAGGGAUUAUACAGCAUUAAAUUUCAUACGGUGCCUGGAUGCUCAUCAUCAAUGACAUAUUUUCAAUGGAAUGGAACAGAAUUCUCAGCUAAUUUUUUAAAUGUUGCCCAUUUGAUAAUAGUCAGGAAAAGGACCUCACCUUUACUGAAAGGUGUGUCCCUCACACUCAUACAAACUGGCUCUUAUUGACAUUUCUCAUCAUUAUACUGUACCAUUAUGGCUAUGCAAGAGUCAGGCCGGACCAAUGGCUUUUCGUGUAGACAUUGUGGUGUAGUAUUUGCAAGUAUGCCCAGCCUUUUGGAGCAUACAGACACUUAUCAUCAAUCAGAGGAGGAAAGGAAGUUCAAAUGUGAAGAAUGUGGACGGGGCUACAGGCAUGCUGGCAGUUUGGCAAACCACAGGAAAACUCAUGAGGUUGGCUCAUUUCAGUGUCAUAUAUGCUCCAGGAAGCUCUUCAAUGCAUUGGCUCUCAAAAGCCACCUGCGUAUCCACACAUCUAGAAAGAAAUAUUCUUGCACUGAAUGCGGAAAGGCUUUUCGUUUGGCAACCCAGUUGGCCACCCAUCAAAAGGUCCAUCGCAAUAAAGAGUCUCAAGGGAAGAUCAGGACAAAUGAUUCUGCCAGAAGUCAUAUCGAAAGUGGUUAUGAAGAUGAUGAUUUGCCACAUCUAGAUGAGGUGGAUUUUGACAUCAUGCCAGAUCUGCAGACAGACAUCGCUCCUAUGAGCAGCCUCAGUAAUGGUGCCGUGUCAGAACAUGUUCCAAGAUCCACCUCGGAUAGUGACAUGGCAGCUGAUGAUGAUGCGGGAGACAGGCCAUUUAAAUGCAACUUGUGUGACAAGACAUACAGACAUCACGGCAGCCUGAUAAAUCAUAAAAAAACUCACCAAAUGGGAGUAUUUGAGUGUCCAAUCUGUUUCAGACAGUUUAACAACCUUGCUGCCCUUAAUAGCCACCAGCGAAUCCACAGUAAAACACGAGGGCAUCCCAUUGUGCAGACCUCUUCCCUCGCUGACUGUAAGUCAGAGCUAACUUCGCCACAGAAUGGGGAUGCUAACGUACAUUUUUGUCACCUUUGUCAGGUUGUAUUUCCAAAUGAUGAUGAGUUUCAAAAUCACAUUCUGUUGCACAACUCCUCUUCUGUGUCUUUUGAGCUCCCUACUAGCCUGUCAGAGGAGCCUGAUUUCUCUUACAAUGAAAGUGUUACUCGUUCCCCAGAGUCCAAUCCCUAUCCCCCCUUAAGUGACACUCCACCACUGCCUCCAUUACUAGACAAAACUGUUGAUUAUGACCACUCAGAGGGGCCAAUUGAAAACGGUCAUAUAUAUUUACCUGACACUUUAGAUAAUUCAACUAUUCAUGCUCAGGGGCAGCCAAUGGCCUUACCAUCUGAGAACCUCAAUUCUGAUCAGUCAUUACAGACUAUUAGUUACGUCAAAGUAGAAGAUCCUGAAAGUUCAGAUCGCCGCUUCAAGUGCCACAUCUGUGGAAAAAGCUACCGGCACGCAGGAAGUCUCAUAAAUCACAAACGCUCCCAUCAAACAGGGAUCUUUCAGUGUUCCAUCUGCCGCAAGAACUAUCCAAAUUUGGCAGCACUGAGGAGCCACCUUCGGAUCCAUAAGGGAAGGCCCCCGUCCUUGCCAGUUAGUGCUGAGGGUGAUUGGCUUUCCUCUGAGCCCUUGACACAUGAGAGCCAGCAAGGCUGUUUGUCGUCACGUGAGGGAGACGUAAGUGGAAUUUUAGAUGUUCCUCAGGAUAUGGUUGACUCUGUGCGGCAUAAAUCUGAUGAGGAUCAAUUGAACGAGGUGAAUGCUACUGACAUUCAUGAGCAGUUUGUCAAUUCCUUUCAAGAGGAAAGACCAGUGCAUCUACCUCAAGACGAACCCAUUAUUGAGAGGCACAUGUGUGCAGACUGUGGUAAGACAUUUACUGAUAUUGCAGGAAUCAAGUCACACAUGUGUCCUGUUCUGAAUCAGCAGUAUCAGACCAUGAUGAAUGGCUCAUCCAGUCAUGUGGACUUUCACAACACAAAGCAUCAACAUUUCUUAGGUGAGUCAGGGGAGCAUAUUGGUUUCGAGGAACAUGAUGGCAGUGCAGCUGAGGACUACUUUAGCGAGCAGACCUUUAAUGACAGCGUACAUGGUCAGAUGAGUGACAGUGAUGAUAAGCCUCACUGUGAAGAUGGUGAUGAAGAGGAUGAUGGUGAGAUGUAUCAUUGCUCAGUAUGUGGGAAUCAUUACUCUAGCAUGCGUGCACUGCGAAGCCAUCUCCGAGGUCACACUCAAACUCAUGCCGCACAGUCAGCAUCUGGCCCUUCAGCCUCGUCCUCUCUUGAGGUCAAGAGAGAUGAACCUAGUGAAAAUCAGCAGGGUGAAUGUAGUCUGAUUAUCUGCAGCACUUGUGGAGAGAGCUUCGCAAAGAAACAGGACCUACAAGCCCACCAGCUCUUGCAUAGCAAUACAGAAGGUAAUCCACCAGAACAAUAUGGAAGAGACAACCAGAAUGAUCUCAAACCAAAAGUGGAAGUAGAGAGUAUUAUUUGUGGGAAAUGUGGCAUAAGCUGCAUUGAUCUUUACCACCUGAAUAACCACAACUGCACAGGACAAAGAGAUGGACAGGCGGAAGAGAAAUGUGAGGAGAAACCAGAUCUUGGAUGUAAAUUUCAACAAGAUCUUGGACUUUUGCAGGAGAGUCCACAUAAUGGAGAGCGGCAGUACAGGUGUGACCAGUGCGGUCGUGCGUACAGACAUGCUGGAUCUUUGCUCAAUCAUAAGAAGUCUCACAAAACCGGGGUGUUUCGCUGCUUUGUCUGCCAAAAGCGUUUUUAUAAUUUGCUGGCUCUCAAGAAUCACCAGAGGACACACUUUGAUGUUAAAAAGCACACUUGCAUAGAAUGUGGGAAAGCCUUCAAAAUCCAUAAACAACUGUUGAACCACCAGAGGGUACAUCAGGAAAACAAGGCUAAGAUUGAAGAGCUCAACAAACAAAUUCAGACACUCAUGCAGAUGAGUGGGAAUGCCUCAGGGAUUGGAAUGCUGGCACUUAAUUCUAGCAGAAAGAGAAUCGGCAGGCGCCGUAAACACCGGCAGGCUUCUAGUAGUGAUCAGUCCAGGCAAGAAAAGGAGGGCCUGGUGGGAGAUCCCAUUGACCCUCGCCCAUUUGUCUGCGAUCAGUGUGGAAGAAGCUAUCGGCAUGCAGGAAGCUUGGUGAACCACAAAAACUCACACAAGACUGGUGAAUAUUACUGUGCUUUGUGCAACAACAUUUAUUCCAACCAGUUAGCAAUGAAGAACCAUUUACGGAUACACUUUGCUGUCAAAAGACACCGCUGCCAAGACUGCGGGAGGGCUUUCAGGGGAAACAAACAGUUACUCAACCACACCUGUUCAAAAAAAAGAAAUGCAGCAGCAAGAAGAAAGUUUACGGGUCGCAAAAAAGAAAAGGAUUUAAUGUGCAAGCAUUGCCGCCUAGCAUUUCCAGAUUAUGAACUACUUACAGGACACACCUGUAGCAAAGAGACUGGCCCUGAUUCAGAACCCCCAGGAAAUGCAUAUCCUGAAAAUUAUAGUGCACCCCUAGAAAAAGAGGAACGGCCAUUCAAGUGUAACAUUUGCAGUCGCAGUUACCGUCAUGCAGGUAGCUUGUUAAACCACAAGAAUACUCACAAAACAGGCCAUUUCACCUGUUCCUUCUGUGCCAAGCCCUUUUCCAAUCCCAUGGCUCUACGAAACCACACUCGCAUUCACACACAGAAGAAAAAGUAUGUCUGCCCCACUUGUGGUAAAGCUUUCCGUCUCUCUAGUAUCCUUUAUAACCAUCAAAAAAUCCAUGCACGGGGAGUCACUCGUUACAGCUGUCAAACAUGUGGCAAAAGCUUCCAGGGAAGGUCUGGACUAAAGAGACAUCGCUGUUACCAAAACGGCAAUCCAAAUUCAACUGUCAGUCUAGCUGGUGUGGACAAAUGCUACACGUGUGAUCAGUGUGGGCGCUCUUAUAGACAUGCUGGUUCCCUCCUCAACCACAAGAAGUCUCAUUCUGCUAACCUCCUGCACUGCACUCUCUGCCUUAAAACAUUCACCGGCCCUCUAGAAUUAGAGAGCCACUCUCAAAUGGCUCGCCACUGCUGCCCAGAUUGCGGGAAAACCUUCUGUGAGUUCACACACCUACAGAGUCACAUGGAGGGGCACAGUAAGGGACUCCCCUACUACUGCAACUUGUGUCAGCAGAACUUCCCAAACCUGGCUAGUUUUCAGCAGCACCAGGAACUCCAUGGCAGCUUGCAGGGCCAGUCGCACCAUCAGCAAGGUAUGCAGAUGCAGCAGAAUUUAGGCUGGGACUCAGCAUUGGAUCAUCAGAUAGGAAUUCAGAGCUUUCCAAAGAUUGAUUCAGCCUUCAGUCGAGUACAUGAGCCUCAAGACCAGCAAGAAAGCAGUGAGGAAUAUGGUAGGGAGGAGAAGAGUCACGUCUGUGAGCACUGUGGGCGCACUUACCGGCACGCUGGUUCACUGCUCAACCACAAGAACAGCCACAAGACUGGCUCCUUCUUCUGCUCAGUCUGCCAGAAAGAGUUCACCAAUUUAAUGGCACUGAAGAAUCACCGGCGUAUUCACACAGAGCCCAAACGCUAUCAGUGCCUGGAGUGUGGCAAGGCCUUCCGGGUCUCCACCCAGCUUAUCUGCCACAGGCGCAUCCACACCAAAGAGAAGCCUUUCUCAUGCCUCCUAUGCGACAAGCGAUUCUCUAGCAAGUCCAACCUUCGGCACCAUCAAAAAAUGCAUCAGAACACCCAACAGACUUGCGAGUCUAAGUUCAACAUAGAUGCUAAUGCAUUCAUGGGACUGGGUGUGGACCCUUUCCUCUGAGGCUUCAUCAAUGCUCCAAGGAAAGAUUUCAAAAACAUAUUCUAUUACAAGACUUUCCUCCACCCGAGGCCCAAUGCCAAUAAUGGUAAAACGUCAGGUUUACUGCUGUAUAUGUCAAGCUAGAGUCACAUGCAGAUACUGAUCUUGGCAAGACUUGCCUCCUGUACUGUUGCGUUUUCAAAUAAUGUUCUGGUGUUUGUCAUAUUUUGGGGUUCUUGACAUCAAAACGUUUGAAAAACCCUGCUCUAAAGAAUGCUUAAGACUUAAAUGGGUAGUACACCUAAAAAUACUUGCACUCAUGCCAUCCUGGAUGUGUAUGACUUUUAGAAGAAUACGUCAGCUCUGUAGGUCCAUACAAUGCAAGAGAAUGGUGACCAGAACUUUGAGUCUCCAAAAAUCACAAUGUCAGCAAUAAAAUUAUUUAUAUAACUCCAGUGGGUAAAUCCAUGAUUUAGAAGUGAUAUAAGUGUGUGUGAGAAACAGAUCAAUAUUUAUGUCCUUUUUUAACCAUAAAUCUCCACAUUUGACCAGCCCCGACCAGUAGGUGGCGAUAUGCAUGAUGAAUGUUAAUGGCCAGAAAACAAAAGAAGAGGAAUGUGAAAGUGGACAUUUACAGGGGAAAAGGAUUUAAAUAUUAAUCUGUUUCUCACUCACACUUAUAUUAUCACUUCAGAAGAUAUGGUUUUAACUACUGCAGACUUUGUGAUUUUUGCUGAUUCCAAGUUCUGGUCAAUAUUCAUUUGCGUUGUAUAGGCCUACAGAGCUGCGAUAUUCUUCUAAAAAUCUUUGUUUGUGUUCUGCAGAAGGAAGAAAUUCGUACACAUCUGGGAUGGCAUGAGGGUGAGUAAAUGAUGAGAGAAUGUUCACUUUUGGGUGAACUACACCUUUAAGGCAUUGAUAAGAUACUACCUCUGGUAGGGAUAGUAAUACUGUAGAAAUUUAGAGUAAGUGACAGUGCCUGUCAAGAGACCAUUUUAGAGUUUUAUGUGUCUCUUUUUUAGAGAUUUGUUUUGUGUCCCCACACAUUGUGUAAAACCAUCAUAGUUGCAUGGUACUAUGAUAGGUCUCAGACUGAGAGCUUGGAUGAGUAUUUUUAACCAGACUCUUACCCAGCGCUGCCUUCAAGAUUAGAGUCCGACCGAUAAAUUGGUUGAUCUCAGACACAAGUUUGCAAGGUAAAAAUGCUUUAUGAGGAUAAGAAGUAUAGGUACUAUCCUUCUCAUUACAAUUGUGUUGAGUGCUUCCAUAUAUUUUCAGGUAAUUGUACUGCUCAUGGUAGAUGUGUCCUGUAAUCACUUCAUCAUAGUCUCAUUAAGACCAACCUACACAUGAUGUUCAUCAUGGAUGACACUGGUAAGGCUGUUAAACAGCAUGUGGACAGCCUUUCAUUGAGGCCUGUCCUGUAGAAAAUAAUCAAAGAUAUUUAUUUAAAAAGAGCCAUUUAUACCUUACAUUAAUAUUUGAAAAUUAAGCAUAUUUCUUGUCUUAUGUGGUACACAAUAUGCAUGGUAUUAAAUGUGUAAUAAAUACUAGAUUUGGUUGAUUACUUGGGUAUUCUAGAUAACAGUUAUGAACAGUUAAGAAAUACCUCUAUAAAAGCAUUCACAUCAAUGUAUUUGAAAGAACAAUACUGCAUACUUUCUAGUAAGUGUAUUACGUAGUGGGAAUAUUUUCAUCAAGACAUGAUUUCACAGCACAAAAAUGAAUGGACCCAAAAUCCAUAAUCGGUCGGGCUCAAUUAGGGCAGGAAUUCACAGACUAAACACUUUUCAAUAGUUUUUAAAAAUGCUCAGGUCUCACAACUUAUUAAACACAAUGUAAGAUACAACACAUUUAGCUUGAUGCUUCAGUGUUAAGGCCUCUUUGUCUGUCUUUGAUGCCAGAUUGAAUUUAAAUGUGCAUUUCAUAUCAUUGCUCUACAUAGAUUCAAAUUAUUGGUAGAAUAGUUUCGAUUUAAGCCUAUAGAUUAGUGCUUAUGGAUUAUUUAAAUCAGUAGUUUCAAACCUUCAUGUAUUAAUUGCUUAUUUGCAUUUGACACAAACCGUACAACUGACAUCUGAACCUCUUGUUGAGACUCCCUGUAUCAAUUGCAUAUAUCUUACAGAAUAUUUAUUUUUUCCUCAUGAUAAUUUUUUUUUUCUCAAGUAGGGAACUUGAUAAGCAGAUAUUGUUUAUUUGUAGGUGUUGAUGCCUUUCUUGAGCAAAAUAAACACAG
Molecule: messenger RNA, 7194 nt
Organism: Xyrauchen texanus (razorback sucker)
Lineage: Eukaryota; Metazoa; Chordata; Actinopteri; Cypriniformes; Catostomidae
Product: zinc finger protein 646-like
Exons: 4
Coding region: 336-4979 (1547 amino acids)
Source: RefSeq, a predicted model, not a curated record